UCUCUUUCUCCUUCCAUUUCCUUAUCCUCUCUUCCUGCAUCCAUCCCUUUUCUCUUCCAAUCCCCCAACUCCUAACUCCCUUCCGUUCCUCCCAUGGUCUCCUUCCCCUGCAACUGCUCCGUGGCCGCUAGCCUUACCAAGCUUCCCUUCUCCUUCCCCAGAACCACAGAGACCUUCCAUUUCUGGCAAAGAAGUCCUUCUCACCGAUGCCGUUCUGCUCGACUUCCAACCAUUGCUUUGGGUCCGAGCUUGUUCAAUCCUGGCUCCCGAGAGGACCGGCAGCCACCACGAACCUUGUUUCCUGGUGGCUUCAAGCGGCCAGAGAUCAAGGUUCCUACUCUUGCAAUCUGGUUGAGUGCUGAGGAGGUGUUGAGGACUGAUUCCAGAGCUGAGAUUGGUGCCGCGAUCUCCAAAGGAUUUGGGGUUGUUGUUCUUGAUUGCGGGAUGAGAAUGGUGGGUCAGCUUUAUGAGGCUGCUGGCAUUCUGAAAUCCGUAAUUGCGGAUCGGGCUUAUCUUCUCAUUGCCGAGCGGGUGGAUAUUGCUGCUGCUGUCGGUGCCAGUGGAGUUGUUCUCUCAGAUCAAGGUAUUCCUGCUAUUGUUGCAAGGAACAUGAUGAUGAAAUCCAGGUCUGAUUCUGUGUACCUUCCCCUAGUAGGAAGAAUUGUACAAACUGCAAAUUCUGCACUAAGUGCAUCUUUUUCUGAAGGUGCUGAUUUUCUCAUAUUGGGCAAUGAGAGAGAAAAUGAUGUUCUCUUACAUGAAAGCUCUAUAACACAACAAAUAAAGGUUCCUAUUUUCUUCAGCAUAAGUGACUCACAUGGGGAAAAGCUACAACCUACUGUGGCAUUAAAAUUACUUCAAAGAGGUGUUUGUGGUUUGGUCAUGUCAUUAGAUUAUAUGAAGCUUCUUAAUAUGGAUGAUUUGAAGCCAUUUUCUCCAGUACAUUUGGAAAGGAGAAACUUGCUUGAUGGAUAUCCAGAUUCUACCCAUCUUCCAGAAUAUGUAGUGACAAAAGAGGUUAAUAAGCAAAUAAGUUUCGCAGGAUUUUCAAACAUAAAGGAUGAAGACAUGGAGUUGAUAGAAGCGGAAAAAGCACUGUUACAUGAAGCAGUUGCUCUAAUUAGCAAAGCUUCACCAAUGAUGAAGGAGGUCCCACUUCUUGUGGAUGCAACCAACCGGCUGACUGAACCAUUUUUGCUGGUUAUUGUGGGAGAAUUUAAUUCUGGGAAAUCUACAGUCAUAAAUGCGUUGCUUGGUAGAAGAUAUCUGACAGAAGGAGUUGUCCCUACAACAAAUGAGAUUACUCUUCUUUGCUAUUCUGAGAAUGAAUCUGACAAGCAAGAACGAUGUGAAAGACAUCCGGAUGGGCAAUUUAUAAUCUGCUUAUCAGCACCAAUACUUAAGGAAAUGAACCUUGUUGACACACCAGGCACAAAUGUGAUUCUCCAGAGACAGCAACGUCUUACUGAAGAGUUUGUGCCUCGUGCUGACUUAAUUCUCUUUGUUUUGUCUUCCGACAGGCCAUUGACUGAAAGUGAGGUGUCAUUUCUUUUGUAUACACAGCAGUGGAAGAAAAAAGUUGUAUUUGUUUUAAAUAAGAUGGAUCUCUACCGAAGUACCAGUGAGCUUGAGGAGGCUUCUUCUUUUAUCAAAGAGAACACGAAGAAGAUCCUUAAUUCAGAAGAUAUAGGAUUAUAUCCGGUAUCUGCUCGCGCUGCACUCGAUGCAAAACUUUUUGCACUCUAUUAUGAUGGGAGAAACUUUGAGGAACUUUUGUCGAAUGAUCCACGGUGGUUGACCAGUGGAUUUGAUGAGCUAGAGAAGUAUCUAUUUAGCUUUCUGGAUGGAUCAACACAUGCUGGAUCAGAAAGGUUGAUGCUAAAGCUUAAAACACCAAUGGCUAUUGCUGAUCGUCUGCUACAUUCAUGUGAAGUGUCAGUAAAGCAGGAACUUGAAAAUGCCAGUCAAGACUUGGUCUCUAUUAAGGAAGCUGUCACUAGUGUAAAAGAGUGUGCCGUGAAAUUGGCAAGUGAGAGCAUAUUAUGGAGGAAACAGGCUUUGUCAUUGGUAGAUAAAGCAAAAUCACGUGUGAUUGAGCUUGUUGAAUCCACACUUCAGCUCUCAAAGGUUGAUCUUAUUUCUACAUAUGGUUUUAAAGGUGAAAGGUCUGGUUCAAUUCCUGCCACUUCAGUUGUUCAAAAUGAUAUUAUUGGCCCUGCUGUUUCUGAUGCACAAGGACUACUAGGGGAGUACUCAAUGUGGUUACAAUCCCAAACUGCUAAAGAAGGGAAGUUGUACAUUGAGUUUUUUGACCAAAAAUGGCAGGCAUUCAUUAACGAAAUGAAUUGUGUGCAUCUGGACACUUACUUAAUUCUUGAUAAAGGAGAUGAACAAAGCAUUAAAGUGGUGGAGAACUUUAGUGCUAGCGCUGCUGCUAGGCUUUUUGAACAAGAAAUUCGUGAAGCGGUUUUAGGAACUUUUGGAGGGCUUGGAGCUGCUGGACUUUCUGCUUCUCUUCUAACAUCUGUCUUGCCAACGACAUUGGAAGAUCUUCUUGCUCUUGCCUUCUGUUCUGCUGGCGGCUUCUUAGCAAUAUCAAACUUUCCUGCCCGACGGAAAGAAGCAAUAGAGAAGGUGCGAAGGGUAGCUGAUGGCUUAGCUCGCGAUAUUGAUGAUGCCAUGCAGAAAGAUCUCGCACAAGCUACAGAUAAACUUGCACAAUUUGUUGAAGUCAUCAGCAAACCAUACCAAGAUGCAGCACAAGAUAAUGUGAAUCGAUUGUUGGAAAUUCAAGAAGAGUUAGGAAGCAUUGAACAAAAGAUGCGGGCGAUGAAAGUUCGAAUCCAGAGCCUCAAUGAUUUCAUGACACCAUGACACAAUGGCAAAUUCUUGGGCGGAUGGAGGUGAGACAUUUAUCUAGCUUAAUGGCAUUUUGGUCAAUUAGAAUUCAUUUUGUGCGUGCAUGUUUAUGUAAAAAUUGGUUUAUAAUCCAAGCCAAUAUCAUAUUUUGAUGUUUGUCAGUUGAUUACGUUGUAAAAACUCAUAGUUGGGUUGAUUUGUGCCAUGUUUCGGUUCAAUCUAAUGAAGACUAUUUAUUAUGAGGAAAGUACAGGCCCUCAUCACACAUGUUAAAAUUGGAAUGCUGGAAUGAAUACCCAGACAUUGUCUAUUUUACUGCUA
This is a messenger RNA of Dioscorea cayenensis subsp. rotundata (Guinea yam), 3180 nucleotides long. Its product is annotated as probable transmembrane GTPase FZO-like, chloroplastic. The record is from RefSeq and is a predicted model, not a curated record. Gene Ontology annotation, cellular component: chloroplast membrane. Gene Ontology annotation, molecular function: GTP binding. NCBI's taxonomy places the organism in Eukaryota, Viridiplantae, Streptophyta, Magnoliopsida, Dioscoreales, Dioscoreaceae. Gene Ontology annotation, biological process: thylakoid membrane organization.